AUGGCGCUGACGCUGCGGCGCCGUGCGGUGUGCGCCCUGGCGCUCCUCGCGCUGCUCUGCGGCUGCUGCGCUUCGUUUGUGUGCGGUGCGAAUGCUGAGAAGGAGGUGGAUGUACCGGUGGAGGUGUCGUGCCCGGACACUAACGACAACAAGUUGCGUUGGCGCGUUGCCGGCAAGGGUCGCUCGGAGUGGAAGGAGUGUCCGCAGGCAGUGACGGAUGCGGGGAGCAGUGACAGCGCUGCUUACAGUAAUACCCUCUGCUUCGUGGCCGGAUCGGUAUUCCUGGGGAACUUCACGACGGGGGGCUGCUCUCCAUCCACCACAGAUGGGGGCACAAAUGAAGUUGUUGUGUUCACGAUGAACUGUACGGCGGCCGCAAACAGCGCGCUGCACAAACUGUCGAAGAGCGAAAAUGUCACCAUCAGUCCAACGGACAAUCCACUCGGCGGGUCCGGUGAUUGCAAGCUCCCAACCCCCAGCCAACCCGCGGCAGAAGUGGACUCUGAACUUCAACCGCAGGGGCAACAGCAACCAGCCCACCCACCACAACAACAACCGGCAGGUGCGGCAGCAGCGUCACCUUCGGCGCGAACUCAUGACGGAGAUCGUACGAGGAAUGGAGGCUCCACUGCUGCUGUUGGGGAGCAGCCACACAGUGGGGCGAGAGGCGGAAGUCAGGAACCAUCGGCAGAAGUUCCUCGGGAAACUACAACUCCAUCGGUUGGCACAGCGGCUACGCCAACACAGACGGCAGGCGACAGGGCAGCAGAUGGAACGACGACGACGACCACCCGCAGUCCGAGUGAUGGGAACGACGCGGACAGCAGUGCCAACAUCGCCGCUGCGUGGAUGCGUGCACCUCUCAUGCUGCUGCUCACGGCUGCCCUUGCCUGCGCCGCUGCGUAG
Messenger RNA from Trypanosoma conorhini, 906 nucleotides. Its product is annotated as putative mucin-like glycoprotein. The coding region runs from base 1 to 906 and encodes 301 amino acids. The record is from RefSeq and is a predicted model, not a curated record. Lineage: Eukaryota; Euglenozoa; Kinetoplastea; Trypanosomatida; Trypanosomatidae. The transcript has a single exon.